Cricetulus griseus (Chinese hamster) is the source of this 392-nucleotide messenger RNA. The record is from RefSeq and is a predicted model, not a curated record. Lineage: Eukaryota; Metazoa; Chordata; Mammalia; Rodentia; Cricetidae.
CCCUCCUUUCCCACCAUCAGAUAUCAUGUCCUUGAAGCAAAUGCUGGAGAAACUCGGGGUUCCCAAGACCCACCUAGAGCUAAAGAAGUUAAUCAGAGAGGUGUCCAGUGGCUCUGAGGAGACGUUCAGCUACUCAGACUUUCUCAGAAUGAUGCUGGGCAAGAGAUCCGCCAUCUUGAAAGUGAUUCUGAUGUAUGAGGAAAAAAGCAAAGAACACCAGAAGCCAACUGGUCCCCCAGCCAAGAAAGCUAUUUCUGAGUUGCCCUAAUUGGAGGUGGAGGACACAUGGUGUGACGGAAGGGUGCCUAAUGACAGCAGCAUGGAAAAAAGAGAAGCAGUUGUAAGCCAUAGUCAAACUAAAUAAAUAAUGCUCCCCUACUGGUCAAGUCAGC